UCCUGCCCACUCUCGCUUCAGUGUCACCGCGUGGCUUCCGCAGAAGGGACUUCUUCCAACACGAGAGGAGCAGAUUAUGUCCGAUCAGGAGAAAGAAGCGAUUAUUCGGCGAGCGGUUCGAGCUUUUCCCGAUUUCCCUUCCCCUGGGAUCUGUUUUAGAGAUAUUACUCCUGUCCUUAAAGACCCUUUGGCUUUCUGCUCUGCCAUUGAUCUCUUCGAGAGACACCUGAGGGCAAAUUUUCCAAAGAUUGAUGUCAUUGCUGGGCUUGAUUCUCGAGGAUUUUUGUUUGGUCCAUCGCUGGCUCAGAGAUUCAAUAUUGGGUUUUUGUUGAUAAGAAAGAAGGGAAAGUUGCCUGGUCCCACAGAAUCUGUUAGCUACAGUCUGGAAUAUGGAAAGGCUGAAUUGGAAAUGCAGUGCGAUGCAGUGGAGGCUGGACAGAAAGUGGUUCUUAUCGAUGAUCUUCUUGCUACUGGAGGCACCAUGAAUGCAGCAUGCGAGCUGAUAAAAAGAAGAAAUGCGGAGAUCCUGGAGUGUUUAGUUGUAAUAGAACUGAAAUCUCUGAACGGUGCAGAGAAGCUAAAGCCUUACCCAGUCCACUCGCUGCUACAAUAUGACUAGGGAACAAAGUUCUGUGGAAUCGUGGGAAUCUUGCCUUGCUCUCGACCAAAAAGUCUUCCAGGGAUUGUGUGUAAAAAUGAAAAUAAUUGUGACUUAUGUUUUUUAUCUAUUGCAUAUAAAUACUACAGAUUUUAUUUGCCUACCUGUGUACAAUGAAAGGCGGAGAUGUGUGUGAACUCCUGCGCCAAUCAGAAGAGAGCUUUUAGAUUUCUUUCCCCCCCCAUAGUAACCAACUGCUGGACAGGAAGUGGUUAUAUCUGCAUUUACCGAAGGAAUUAGUGUUUGUGGAAUCUUCAUUCUUUACAAUAUUACACAAUAACAAAGAAAUGUGAAUUUAGAAGGCUAUUUCUUGUUCCGGACAUGGCACUGCAUAACAAUCCUAGCAUGUUUUGAAAGCUUAGAUUUAAAAAUAAAUAUAAAUUUUUCCUGGGUAA
Molecule: messenger RNA, 1053 nt
Organism: Xenopus laevis (African clawed frog)
Lineage: Eukaryota; Metazoa; Chordata; Amphibia; Anura; Pipidae
Gene: aprt.L
Product: adenine phosphoribosyltransferase L homeolog
Exons: 5
Coding region: 77-619 (180 amino acids)
Biological process (GO): adenine salvage; AMP salvage
Cellular component (GO): cytoplasm
Molecular function (GO): AMP binding; small molecule binding; adenine phosphoribosyltransferase activity
Source: RefSeq, a predicted model, not a curated record